AAUUUUUUGUGAUAUCUGUGACUAAGGUAUCUCACUAGUAAUUAAGAAAUAGGUUUCUCAUAACCAUAUUGUACUUCUUUUUGUGCCAUCGAUAUAUCUCUUCCCAACCUUUAUCACCUAGCAACUUUUUAUGCAUUCAAGCUUAAUUUAAUAUUAGUUGCAGGCUUUUACAUAGUUAUUCUAAUCUUAGUUCUUUUCAAAAGGAGGGCAAAUUACAGAAACAACUCUUGUGAGAUACAAACUCCUAGAUGAUGAUACCAAUUUGCUUUUCAUAGUUAGGCACAAUAAAUUACUUUUCAGUACAGGUGAAAUGAGCUGCACUGAUAUGUUUCUUCUUUCAUGGGUUCUAGGACAGGGAUGAAGAGCUAGCAGUCAUGAAACUGAAGCAACAUUUAAGUUUUUUUUAACUUCAUAUUUAUCUGCUUGAAAAGCUGUAUGGAAAGCUGUAUGGAAAGCUGUAUGGAUAAGUUAUUUUCCUAUUGUCUUUUAAUUUCCUCUUACCUGUGAGGGAUUUGUACUUAACUUUGUGAUGAACCCUGAAUCCUACAGGUGUUGCUUUUUAAAAAAAUUCAUUAUGUAAAAAAAAGAGUGUCUCUGUGUAGGAAACAAGGAAACCUCUUGAGUCAACUAAAUUUUUGAUAAAGCAAAUUAUAUUUUUUAUGGCCUGAUUCAGUAUUAGAUGAUUGCAGUCUCGUGCCUCCCUAAUUUCAUCCAUCAGUGGACUUAUUUCAGCAUAAACCUGGUACACGGGAUGGCAGAAUUAUCCUCUCUGUGUGUAAUUAUUCUUUAGUCUGCAAGGGUAAAGAAGUGCCUUCUGGAGGCCAGCAGUACUGCCCUAUUAAAUCUGCUGCAAAUGUGAUCCGAGGCUUUGAACAUUGAACUUUAAGUACUUUAAACAAAACUUUGAAAGUAAUUUUUUUUCUUACUGCAAAUACACCAAGGAUUUGUUACAAGAGAAAGGGUCUAAUGCCCUUAGCCUGUAAUGAGCCCCACAAAGGCAAAUCUUGCCUCUCUGUUUACUCCAAAGCCAGGGAGUUUGCCUGCCUCUUGGCAAGAAAUAUGUAAGAGUAAGCCCUAUCAGAAAAACACAGUUAUUAACUACCUUCCCCUAACCUGAAUUAAAAACUUCUUUGAGGUGAGUUUAUUGUGCUGUCUUCUCUGAUGUCAUGCUUUUACUGGCUUCUUGUGUGAAAGACAGCCACACUGUAUCUCCAUAUUCAUAGGGAGAAGACAGAGUGAUAGGCACUAAAUAUCCACUAUGUGUAUCUGACAGUAGAAGACAGAGGAGGUUCCCUGUCCUCCAGGCAACCUGCAGCCUGCAAAAUCAAGUGUUUUAAAAGCCAGCAUUUUAAAUGGCCAAGUCAGUUUUUGCCUUUAGAGGUCCUACAGGACGUGUAGCUGCAGCAUAUGUAUUUGCAAGAUUUAGCGUUUAAUUUGUCUUUUAGAAACCUCAUAUUAUUUUCCUGCUGGUUCUAGUCUUGUCUAUAUUUCGCAGCUGUAUCUGUUAAGGUCAGAGCUAUCAAAUCUGGUUAGUCCCAGCCUUAUUUUAAGAGCAGGCAAGUCUCCUGCAACCCUCUACUUCAUUUUAAUGGGCCUCUAGGUGCACAAAGCACUACUGUGAAGGAGGCCAGCUAUUUAGGUCCCAAAAUAUGGAUUGGUACCUAAUUUAGUGUAUCCAGGGGUGAAAAUGUUGGCUGAGUAUUCUCUCUCCCUGGGACUCCUAUUCCGUGUAUUGCUUCUUGUAGUUGAGAUGGGAGCUGUCAUUCACUUUAUGCGAGUACAGAAGCCAAGUGGGUCAGUGCCUCCAGGUACUGCUGUAUUUUAUACAUCCAUCCCCACGGGUGAGUUACCAACCCUCUGUUGAAUCUUACUGUAGGUACUUUGCUGAAACAUUUUAGUGGGGCUCUGCUCAGGUUACCCUGGUCCUGAGGGCUGCUUGAGCCCUGCAUGAGUAAAAGUGAGCAAAGCAAGCUUCUCCUCUUCAACAGGUUCCUGUAAGGGAGAUCGAGGGAGUUGCCCCUUCUUGGAGACUUGAGCCAGAAGAGGCACAGUGGCGAAAGCAGCCAGAAGACAAACUGUACAGUUGACUCUGUGCAAGUUGUAAACUCCAUGGAGCAGGUGUUUGUACAGUGCAUAGCACAGCAGGACCCAGGUUUCAUCGAGGUGUCUGGACAUGCUCUUACCUCUACCUUACUUUAUUUGAAAAAGGAAAGCCAGUGAGAACCUGUGAACAAUCCAGCAGCUUCUGAAAAACCUUCAUGUUAAAGGAUAAUCCAGAAUUCCCUGAAGAAGAACAUAGUGAAUGUUAAUCCAGAGGAGCUGUUGGAGGAUCGUGCUCACAGGGAGAUGAUUCCUCAUGAAGUCACUGGAUCCCCUGCAGAAAUCAAAUGUGACUUUCCGUUUAUCAGACUGAAAUCAGAGCCAGCCAGACAGUGAAGCAAGCACAGUGGAGGGGGGACGGCGAAAGAUGAAAUCCAACCAAGAGCGGAGCAAUGAAUGCCUGCCACCUAAGAAGAGAGAAAUCCCUGCCACCAGCCUGCCUUCGGAGGUGAAGCCGGUCCUGCCAAAUGAAAACCACCGUGCAGAUAACCUGGCAUGGCUCCCCAGCACACCCAGUGGCCAGGGCGGCCUGGGGGGCCGGCACCGGCCCGGGGGCACCUCCUCGAUGGAGGCAGGCUUGCAGCAGGGUUUGCACAAGUCACUGUCUGCAGGGCUGGACUAUUCCCCACCGAGUGCGCCCAGGUCCGUUCCAACCUCUACCACUCUUCCCACGGUGUACUCGCCUGCCCUUUCCCAGUCAGGGACCCCCGUUUCCCCCGUGCAGUACACUCACCUGCAGCACACCUUCCAGUUUGUCGGGCCCCAGUACAGUGGAUCGUACACCGGAUUCAUCCCCUCACAGCUGAUUUCCCCAACAGCCAAUUCUGCGACGGGCGCCGUGGCGGCGGCCACAGCCGUUGCGACCACUCCAUCCCAGCGCUCCCAGCUGGAGGCUUAUUCCACUUUGCUGGCCAGCAUGAGCGGCUUAAGCCAGCAGGGGCACAAAGUUGAGCCGCACCUGGUCAGGACGCCUGGACUGAUUGCUGCUGGGUCUCCUCCACCCACCCAGCAGAACCAGUACGUGCACAUUUCCAGCUCUUCCCAGAGCACUGUCAGAAAUGUCUCUCCUCCAACCAUCCCAGUCCCCCUGCACCCACAUCAGACAGUGAUCCCGCACACCCUCACCCUCGGCCCUUCCUCCCAAGUGGUGGUGCAGUACACUGACUCGGGGGGCCACUUUGUCACCAGGGAUCCCCCCAAGAAACCUGAGAGCAGCCGGCUGCAGGCAAUGCAAGCCAAGGAGGUACUGAAUGGCGAGAUAGAGAAGAGCCGGAGGUACGGCAUUUCGCCUUCUGCUGACAUGGGUCUAGUCAAAGCAGGCAAUAAACCAACUCCCCAUCAUUACGAGACCAGGCAUGUGGUGGUCCACUCGAGCCCCGCUGAGUACGGCGUGCGGGAUUCCUCAGGUGUCCGAGCCUCUGUCAUGGUGGUCCCCAACAGCAGCACGCCCACGGCAGACAUGGAGGUGCAGCAGGCCGCCAACCGUGAGACCUCUCCUUCAGCCCUCAACGACAAGGGAAGUUUGCACUUAGGAAAGCCAACCCACCGGUCCUAUGCCUUGUCUCCGCAGCAGGCUCUGGGCCACGAGGGGGUGAAGGCGGUGGCCACGCUGUCCCCUCACACCGUCAUCCAGACCACCCACAGCGCCUCCGAGCAACUCCCCGUGGGGCUGCCGGCAACAGCGUUCUACACCGGGACCCAGCCACCGGUGAUCGGCUACCUGAGCGGCCAGCAGCAAGCCAUCGGCUACCCCAGCAGCCUGCCGCAGCACCUGGUGAUCCCGGGCACCCAGUCCCUGCUGAUCCCAGUUGGCAGCGCGGACGUGGAGCCGUCGGGAGUCGCACCUGCAAUCGUCACGUCGUCUCCUCAGUUUGCAGCAGUGCCUCACACGUUUGUCACCACCGCCGUCCCCAAGAGCGAGAACUUCAGCGCAGAGCCCCUCACCACCCAGCCUGCCUACCAGGCCACCAUGGUGCAGGCGCAGAUCCACCUGCCUGUGGUGCAGUCCAUUGCCUCCCCUGCCGCCGCGCCCCCCACGCUGCCCCCUUACUUCAUGAAGGGGUCGAUCAUCCAGCUGGCCAACGGGGAGCUGAAGAAAGUAGAGGACUUGAAAACGGAAGAUUUCAUACAGAGCGCGGAAAUUAGCAACGAACUGAAAAUAGACUCCAGCACUGUGGAGAGGAUCGAAGACAGCCAUAGCCCAGGCAUUGCCGUCAUACAGUUUGCAGUGGGGGAGCAUCGAGCACAGGUCAGCGUGGAAGUCUUGGUAGAAUACCCUUUUUUUGUAUUUGGACAAGGCUGGUCAUCCUGCUGCCCUGAAAGAACCAGCCAGCUCUUUGAUUUGCCAUGCUCCAAACUCUCGGUGGGGGACGUCUGCAUAUCGCUCACGCUCAAGAACCUGAAGAACGGCUCUAUUAAAAAGGGCCAGCCCAUGGACUCAGCUAGUAUCUUGCUGAAGCAUUCAAAGAAUGACAGUCUAGCUGGAAGUAGACACAGGUAUGCGGAGCAGGAAAACGGGAUUAAUCAGGGAAGCGCACAGAUGUUAGCUGAGAACGGUGAACUGAAGUUUCCGGACAAAAUAGGAUUGCCUGCAGCACCUUUGCUCACCAAAACAGAACCCAGCAAGCCCCCAGCAACGAGGAAGAGGAGGUGGUCAGCCCCUGAAACACGAAAACUAGAGAAAUCAGAAGAGGAGCCGCCUUUGACUCUUCCCAAGCCUUCUUUUAUUCCUCAGGAGGUUAAGAUUUGCAUUGAAGGUCGAUCCAACGUAGGAAAGUAAAGUCGUUUGGGGAAAGGAAAUUAGGCUAUCCCUUGUCAUUUUUAUCCAGAUUACUGUACUGUAGACUAAAUAACCCAGUAUUUACAUGUUAUCAUCUUACUUUAGGUUUAUGUUAUAACCUUGUUGUUAUAGUUGCAGCUGGUAUUAUGCAGGAGACUGGUGCAUAUGUUUUUCCACAAGUGUUUGUCAGUGACUAGGUUUAUCGAGAGCUACAGAAGGGGCAGUAUCUGCUUCACACACCCUUAGUGGAAAUGAAUGUGUUGUCAUGGCUCCUGUUUUCUAACACCUCGUGUAGGACAGGGUCCAGCUGUGAUUUUGUUUUCUUUUUGUCGUUGUUGUUUUUCUUUUUUUUUCUUUUUCUUUUUUUUUUUGUGUUUGUUUUGUUGUUUUGGUUCCUGUUCUAGUUUUUUUGGGAGGAGGUGAGGAGAAGGGAACUGUAGCAGAGGUGUGUGUCAAACAUGGGGUGCGUGUGUAUGUGUGUACGUGUGUGUGUGUGUGUGGGCAUGUGCCAGCCCCUGGGGCGGGACGGCCGCUCUCUGGCGGGUUGGUGAUGAGGUUCCUUCACCCCAGGUGGAUGCUGAGGACACAACCCUUGGGUGUGUUACUGAAAAGGAUCAGACAGUCUCUGAUGUUUUCAACAACAAGCCAACUCUUACUCAAGGCUCUACUAUAUAUAUAUAUAUAUAUAUAUAUUUGUGUGUGUGUAUAUGUAUAUAUAUAUUUUUCCCCCAUGGGGUCUGACUGCACUGAUUUUUAUUCCUAAAGCAAACUGCCACACCACAUUUCCUUUCUGCUUGCUAGUGCAGUUCCAUUGCCUGGAGUCAGCGGCGGCGAGGCUGCAGGGACUCUGGCGCCGGUCGCCCUGCAGGGAUUCCCUUGAGGGCGGGGGGUGGGUGCGUG
Molecule: messenger RNA, 5779 nt
Organism: Sturnus vulgaris (Common starling)
Lineage: Eukaryota; Metazoa; Chordata; Aves; Passeriformes; Sturnidae
Source: RefSeq, a predicted model, not a curated record